AACUCUUGCCUUGCAAAAAGGACAAUGAGUUUUUUUUUUUCCUUCUUGGUUGAAAGGAUUCUCCUUUUUGCCAAUCCAAUUGGCUGUGAACAGGCAAAUCAUCUUUGGCUCAUUCUCUUCUCAGUUAAGGUUUCUUCGCCGGCAGGUUAAAAAACCUUAAUAUAUCUUCAGUGUUAAAAGUAGUUAAAACUGGUGAAGAACAAUGGUGGGUUUGGUCACUAAAAGUCUAAAACCCACUUGUUCCAACUAGUAGUGUGUGUGUGUGUGUGUGUGUGAAGAACACUCUUGUUAUCUGAUUUUCUGAUUUUCUGAUUUUGUAGCUCUCUCUGUUGUUGUGUGUGUGUCUCAAACAACUGUAAGAACUUUUAAGUUAUGUGGUGUGACAUAUACAAGACGUGUGUUUUUGUAUAUUUGGUCCAGUCUAUGUUAUGUUAUUAUUUGCUUUGCUUAUUAUUAUUUCAAUAUCCAUCGCCCAUAUCCAGCAAAGAUAGAGAGUAAACAAACUCUGUUUCAAAUUUAAUUAGGUUUUACUAAGGAAACUACGAGAUUUUUAAGUUUUCUCAUAAUCCCAAUUGUCUAGGGUUUGCCGCGGUAUAAUCAAUAAGACAAUGGAUCUCAAAGAAAACGUAGCCGAGACGACGACACAAGGAGACUCGAGCAAAUUGAUGGAGGCAACGACAGAACCUAUGGCACAAUCUUCGCCUGUUGCUUCUGCUUUCCUGACAAAACGUAAGGACGAGUCUGACCAGGUUGGGAAGAGCGGCGAUGAUGAAUACGUAGACUCUGACGACGCGAAUCAAGAGAGCGGCGAUGAUGAAUACGUAGACUCUGACGAUGGGGAUGAAGAGAGCGGCGAUGAGGCUGAAGAGAGUGGUGAUGGGGAUGAAGAGAGCGGCGAUGAGGCUGAUUACGUUAACCCUGAUGAUGAGCUCUUACAUCCGACAUGGUGGAAAGUCCCUGAAUGGGAUGUGGACAGCUUCGAUGGUCUCGAGUACGAUUCCUCUGAAUAUAAAGAUGAGUUCCCCGAUGAAGAAGAUGAAAAAGAAUGGCGCCGCUUUAAGCGUCAGCUCAUCGAGAAUAAGGGGUUUUAUGUGGAGACUGAGCUUUGGUCAAUGUACAAUUACUCUGAUUACAAAGUCGUCCCUAAUUUGGAUUUGGAUGCGGGUUUCGACCAAACCUACGGCGAGUACUUUGUAGAGAUGGCUUGUCUCUGUCUCCAAAGAUACAACAAAGACAAGGUUUAUUAGUUAUAACAUUUUGUUCUCUUGUCUAUACGUACAUACAGGCUACUGUUGGAAUAUUGAGAGGAAGAAGGAAAGAAAC
Camelina sativa (false flax) is the source of this 1323-nucleotide messenger RNA. RefSeq lists its product as uncharacterized. NCBI's taxonomy places the organism in Eukaryota, Viridiplantae, Streptophyta, Magnoliopsida, Brassicales, Brassicaceae. The record is from RefSeq and is a predicted model, not a curated record.